Molecule: messenger RNA, 3107 nt
Organism: Morus notabilis
Lineage: Eukaryota; Viridiplantae; Streptophyta; Magnoliopsida; Rosales; Moraceae
Exons: 8
Coding region: 341-2545 (734 amino acids)
Molecular function (GO): protein binding
Source: RefSeq, a predicted model, not a curated record
AAACAAGCACCACUUUUCACUCUCGAGUCUUGUGACUUUGCCCUCCUCCUCUUUCCUUCUAGCACCCACAUCGAGGCAAUUUCUGUUUUGAUUUAUAAGUUUUCGUUUUGUCAAAUAUUCUUUGCCUCCGCAAGUGGGUGUGAGAGAAACAGAGAGUUUAGAGAGAGAGAGAGAGAGAGAAUAGCAGAGACUAGAGAGAGAAAGAGAGAGGAUUUGGGAAAGUGGAAAUCCCUAUGCGGAGAGUGGAUUUCUGGGUCUUCACCAAAGUUUCACGGUGGCCCAGGAUCUCCGAUCUCAUGGGAUAAGAGCAAAAUAAUUUGGAAAAAUUUAGGAAAAAAAAAUGAUGGGCAGUUUCAUUUUAAGUGAUGAGAGAGAGGAUCAAUUUUAUGAUGCUCGUGAGGACCUUUCUUCUGUGUCUGAAUGGGAUUCUGAUUGCUCCGAGGACUGUAAAUCGAGUGUUUCGAGUAGAUUAAGGUACGAGGUUUGGGCUGAGAAACUGGGUAGUGUUAUGGAGAGGCGUAGGAAGUUCUUGAGAUGGAUGGGUUUGGAUUUGACUGAGGAUUUUAUUGCGAAUGAGGACAAAAGAAGAGGACUUUCUUGUGAUGAGAUUGAAUUGGAUGUUGAUAGAGUUAAGGAAAACAGUGGGACUGUGCUCAGACUUUCGGUUUUCAAAGAGGUGAUAUCGUUGAGCGAGUCUAGUAGCGUGUCUUCCUCAUCGAAUGAGGCUUCGGAUUCGAUGGAAAACGGUGCUCUGCAAGAGAAUUUCUCGUGUAAAGUUGGGAAUUCGAAUGACGGACCGGAGUUUUUGAAGGAGGAAUUUGGCCUAGAUAGAAUGGUCGGCAGGUUAUGCGUAGCCCGUUCGGAGCAAUCGGGAAUCUCUGAGGAGGUUCGGAGAGACCACAGCCGGUCUCUUUCGGUUGAGGAUGCUAGGUACUUUGUUGAUGUCAGAAAGAAAGUCAAGAAGGGUUGGCUGAGAAGAUUAGGUGUUGGGAUGUGCGUUGUCGAUACGAAUGGAGAUGCUGUUCUUAGUCCCGGUGAUGUUCAGCCGAAGAUCGGAACGGGGAUGCAGAGGGUUCAGGUCUAUCCAUACAAAAAGCGGACCAAGGAACUCUCUUGCCUUCAUGCUGGACAAGAGUUUAAAGCGCACGAGGGUUCGAUACUUAAAAUGAAGUUCAGUCUUGAUGGACAUUACUUGGCAAGUGCCGGUGAAGAUGGUAUCGUGCGUGUAUGGAAAGUGAAUGAAGAUGAGAGGUCAAAGAAAUUCGACGUUGCUGGUGAUUCUUCGUGCCAGUGUUUCACAAUUGAUCACUUGUCCAAGUUAAGUCCUUUGGAGGUGGAUAAAGAGAAACACAGUAAGGUAAAUAAGUUAAGGAGAUCGUCCAAUUCAGCUUGUAUCAUUUUCCCUCCUACAAUCUUCAAUAUACUGGACAAGCCUCUGCAUGAAUUCCGGGGACAUAGCGGUGAAGUGUUGGAUCUCUCAUGGUCAAGCAAAGGGUUUCUGCUCUCAUCUUCUAUUGAUCAGACGGUUCGUUUGUGGCAAGUGGGAAGUGAUAGAUGCCUUAGAGUUUUUUUUCAUAAUAAUUAUGUAACUUGUGUUGAUUUCAAUCCGCUGGACGAUAAUUAUUUCAUCAGUGGCUCAAUAGAUGGAAAAGUUCGCAUCUGGGAAGUUCGUCGCUGUCGGGUUGUUGAUUACAUUGAUAUUCGAGAGAUAGUCACUGCUGUGUCCUAUCGCCCUGAUGGAAAGGGGGGAAUUGUUGGCACCAUGACGGGCACCUGUCUUUUCUAUAAUAUCAUAGACAAUUGUCUGCAAUUGGAUGCUCAAGUUUUCUUACAAGGAAAAAAGAAGUCAGCAGGCAAGAGGAUUACUGGAUUUCAGUUUACUCCAAGUGACUCAAACAAAGUCAUGGUCACCUCUGCCGAUUCGUUAGUCCGUAUAGUCUGUGGGAACAAUGUCAUCUGCAAAUUUAGAGGUGUUCGAAAUGCAGGAAGCCAGAUGCCUGCAUCAUUUACUUCAGAUGGGAAACACAUUGUCUCGGCAACCGAGGAUUCAAAUGUCUACAUCUGGAACUACACGAACCAAGAGAAGACUUCUUCGCGAACAAAGAACAUAUGGUCUUCUGAGAGUUUCCUGUCGCACAAUGCAUCGAUUGCAAUACCUUGGUGUGGUUCAAAAACUACACCGGAUGCAAUUCCAUCCCCAGCACUCAUUGGGGACACGCGAGGAAGUGGACUCGAGCAUGGUCAAAAGCAUCCCUAUCUUGAGGAGCAUCCACAACAGAAAGUGCCCAUCUCUUCGCCCGAUUGUUUCCGUGGGUUUCUGGAGUCCUUGCCAAAGGGAACCGCAACUUGGCCCGAAGAAAAACUUGUCAACUCAAGUCCCAUGGCAAUCUCUCCCACAACGCUUACCUCCAAGUUCAGGUUCUUGAAGAGCGCUUUGCAGAGUAUGUCCGGUUCUCCUCACAUGUGGGGUCUUGUGAUAGUAACCGCCGGCUGGGAUGGACGGAUUAGAACCUUCCUCAAUUACGGGCUGCCAAUUCGCAUAUGAAACCUUUCAGUUUCACGAUAGGUUGGUAUUUCUCGAACAGCGGCAAUUUCACAUUGCUGCAAAAAGCAGUUAGUUUAGAAUCAAAUUGUGUUGUAUAUGCAUAUACGCAAAUGCAAUAUAGAUAUAUAACAGUCUAUUGAAAAGGGGUUCGUUUAUUCAUGACUAAGGGACUAAGGGAUUAACAAGUGUAUUUAUAUAAAAACAAGAUCAAGUCAGAUAAUAACACAGAAAGCAGCGGUUUGUCUAAUCCAAACUGUAGACCCAGACCGGUUCAGUUUGAUUGGCUGGCUGGGCGUUGCUAUCCUUCUGUUUUGUAUUGUUUUCCAUGGAUAUAAUACAGGUCAAUCAUACGAUUCUUUGAUUUGUUACUCAAGGACUGUCAGCCCAAGAUUGGUUGAGGUUGCAUGUGGCAAUGGUCCCUUGUGUUUGUAAUUUGUAUACGAAGACUACAAAGUUGUGUGCAUAAUACAGUUUGUCUGUGGGCCUUUUCCUCAUACCUUUAUACGGGAAUGAUUGUAUGUUUAUUCAAAUUUCAUUUAUGGAAUUUUUGUUUCCUUAUUAU